AACGGUUCACUCAAUGCAGGACCAUCUGAAGGUGCCAUGUGGGCCCUCGGAGACAAGAUUGCAUCAUCGAUUGUUGCUCAAACUGCUGGAGUUCCCACUUUGCCUUGGAGUGGUUCAGGUUUAAAAGUGGAUAUAGAUUCAAACUUAUAUAAGCAGUUGGGGCAGAGACGAGAGAAUAUCAUCACCAUUCCAUACGAGAUGUACCAAAAGGGGAUUGUGACUACGGUUGAUGAGGCAUUGAGAGCUGCUGACAUCAUAGGCUACCCGGUGAUGAUCAAGGCGUCAGAAGGAGGAGGAGGUAAAGGCAUUCGAAAGUCACUGAGUGUUGAUGACAUGCCUAAUCUCUUCAGACAGGUGCAGGCAGAGGUUCCUGGUUCUCCAAUAUUCAUUAUGAAACUCGCUAAGAAGGCUCGUCACUUGGAAGUUCAGCUACUUGCUGACAAAUAUGGAAAUGCCAUCUCCUUGUUUGGCAGGGACUGUUCCAUCCAGAGGCGGCAUCAGAAGAUUAUUGAAGAGGCACCUGUCACGGUUGCUCCACAAGAUAUCCAAGAAGCCAUGGAGAAGGCAUUACUCCCUUUGAACUUAGCUCGCAUGGUUGGAUACGAGAGUGCAGGUACCGUAGAGUACCUAUACAAUGAGGAGGAUCGAACAUUCUACUUCCUGGAAUUGAAUCCCAGGUUGCAAGUUGAACAUCCGUGUACUGAGAUGGUGGCUGACAUCAAUCUGCCUGCUGUCCAGUUGCAAAUAUCCAUGGGAGUUCCCUUGCACCGAAUCAAAGAAAUUCGGUUGUUGUACGGCGAGGAACCAUGGGGAGACACCAUCAUCGAUUUCCUCACUCCUCAUCACAAGCCCAUCCCCAAAGGUCACGUGAUAGCAGCUCGCAUCACCAGCGAAAAUCCGGAUGAGGGUUUCAAGCCAAGCUCGGGAACGGUACAGGAACUGACCUUUCGAAGUAGCAAGAACAUUUGGGGAUACUUCAGUGUUGUAGCUUCUGGCGGACUGCACGAAUUUGCUGACUCACAGUUUGGUCAUUGUUUCUCGUGGGGCAAGGAUAGAGAGAGUGCUAGGGAAAACAUGGCAGUUGCAUUGAAGGAACUGUCCAUCCGAGGUGACUUCAGGACCACAGUGGAGUACCUCAUCAAACUCAUUGAGACUGAAAGCUUCCAGAACAACACUUGUGACACUGGCUGGUUAGAUAAGCUCAUCACUGACAAGGUGCAGGCAGAGAAGCCGGACAUAAUGUUGGCUGUAGUGGUUGGGUCACUUCAUGUUGCCGACCAACUGCUGCUCAGAAAUUUUCAAAACUUCCAAGCCACCUUGGAAAGGGGUCAAGUGUUGCCAGCCAGUUUCUUGAAGCACACGAUCACCGUGGAGUUGAUCCACGAGGGCAUCAAGUACAUCGUCAUGGUCACCAAGUCCAGCCCUAUCGGGUACUUCAUAUCCAUGAACAACUCGUUUGUUGAGGUCGAGGCACACAGACUAACGGACGGGGGUUUGCUGGUGUCGAUAGAUGGCUCAAGUUACACGACGUACAUGAAGGAGGAAACCAGCCAAUACAGGAUAGUCAUCGGAAACAAAACUUGUGUCUUUGAGAAAGAUAACGACCCUACUCAACUUAGGCUGGUUGAUUGUUUGAUUAGUUUGAUCCCGUCGACAGGGAAGCUGGUUGGAUAUUUGAUUGAGGAAGGUGGUCACGUGAAUGCUGGUGACUUGUUUGCUGAGAUCGAAGUUAUGAAAAUGAUCAUGGAGCUCAGAGCUGCUCACAGUGGAUGCAUCCACUAUUUGAAGAGGCCAGGUGCUUCCCUGGAUGCAGGCACCGUCAUUGCCACCCUGACCCUCGAUGAUGCUUCCAAAGUUCAAAUGUCGAAACCGUACGAGGGUCAAUUCCCAAAGACAGACCGGGCCAUUCAUCUCGGAGACAAGCUGCAUCAGAUCUUCGAUAACACCAAAUCAUCUAUCGAUCAAAUUCUCGAAGGAUACUGCCUACCUGACCCGUACUUCAAGCAGCGCCUGGACCAGAACCUGGAAACCCUCUCCAAGUGUCUCAAAGAUCCACACUUACCACUUCUUAAGUUGCAGGAGAUCAUCUCGAGCAUAUCAGGUCGUAUUCCGACGGAAGUGGAAACUUCAUUGCGCCAGUUGAUGGCUGGAUAUGCGAGCAACAUCACUUCAGUCAUGUGCCAGUUUCCUAGUCAACAGAUUGCCAACAUCCUGGACUCGCAUGCUGCCUCCCUCACCAAGAGGUCUGAGAAGGAUGUCUUCUUCAUCGCAACUCAGGGCAUCGGACAAUUCGUCAAAAAAUUUAGGAACGGGUUGAGAGGGCACACGAAACUUGUCAUACAAGAAUUCAUCAGGAACUAUCUGAAAAUUGAAACGCAAUUCCAACAUGGUUCAUACGACAAAUGUGUGUCCCUGCUUCGAGGGGCCAACAAAGACGACAUGACCCUGGUCACUCCGUUCAUCUUCUCACACUCACAAGUCGCCAAGAAGAACCUACUCAUCAUCUCGCUCAUUGACAACUUCUACAGCAAAGACCUGUCGGAGGACAUUUAUUCUUUACUACAGGAACUGACCAAACUCAACAAAGCUGAAAAUGCAAAAGUUGCACUACGAGCAAGACAGAUCUUGAUCACAGCCUACCAGAGUCCAUACGAACUUCGACACAACCAAGUUGAGUCCAUCUUCCUCUCUGCUAUCGAUACGUUCGGCCACAACUUCAGUCCUGAAAACUUAAAAAAGCUGAUAACAUCUGAGACCAGCAUUUAUGACGUCUUGCAAGAUUUCUUCUAUCACUCUAAUGAUAUUGUCAAGCAGGCCGCUCUUGAGGUGUACAUACAAAGGGCAUACACUGCUUACGAGAUAAGUUACAUGCAUCAGAUACCCACAAAUACUGGACAUAUUGUAACUGAGUUCAUGUUUUUGCUGCCCAGCACCCAUCCAAAUAGGUAUUGUAACUCGACGACCAUGAUUCACCCACAGCCGUUGGGCCUGCCACGCAUAGCCAGCUUCAGUGACGACUCGAUGAACAACCUCUUCCAGGAUAUCGUGCAGUGCCAUCGCAUGGGCGUCAUGGCCGCCUUCGAGUCUUUCUACGAAUUCACUUCAGAAUUAUUUUUAAGCAUGUCUGUGUUUGUCGGAUCGAAUCAAUUAAUAAGUUGUCUAAUUACGCUAGCAGUGAGUGAAUCUAAUCAUUUCAUCAUACAGAGUAGAGUGAGUGAACCUGUGCACAUCAUGAACAUUGCAAUCAGGUAUGCGAACAAGGAAGAUGAUGAGAGUUAUGCAUUCGUCUUCAAUAGAUUCUGCUUGGAGAAGCGCCAUGAACUGGCCACGUACGGUAUCAGGCGGAUCACAUUCCUGGUACUCCAUAAACGGGAAUUUCCGAAAUAUUUUACCUUCAGAAGUAAGAAGCAGUUUUCAGAGGACCGGAUCUACCGACACUUGGAGCCAGCUCUGGCGUUUCAACUUGAGAUCAACAGAAUGAGUAAUUUUGACUUGGAGGCAAUGCCAAUAGUUAACCACAGAAUGCAUCUCUAUCUUGGAAAAGCUAAGGUCUCGGCCAAAGGUCAAGAAGUAACAGAUUAUCGUUUCUUCGUUCGAUCGAUCAUUCGCCAUUCGGACCUGGUCACGAAGGAAGCUUCAUUUGAGUACCUGAGAAACGAAGGCGAACGUACGCUACUCGAAGCCAUGGAUGCACUGGAAGUCGCAUCAUCACAUUAUCAGGUUCAUCUUACAGAUUGCAACCACAUAUUUCUGAAUUUUGUACCAACUCUCACACUGUCCGAUCUUGCCAAGUUGGAAGAUACGGUGAGAACGAUGGUGAUGAAAUAUGGAAGUAGGAUCUGGAAGCUGAGAGUCAUGCAGAGUGAAAUCAAGAUGACCAUCAAAUUGGUGAACAGCGUGACUCGCAUCCCCAUUCGAUUGUACCUUAGUAGCGAAAGUGGGUACUACCUAGACAUCUCUAUGUACAAGGAGGUACUCGAUGAGAGGGUUGGACAGAUAAAAUACGAGGCGUAUGGCUCAAGACAUGGACCCCUGCAUGGCUUGUUGUUGAGCACCCCUUACGUCACUAAAGAUCAUCUGCAGUUGAAAAGGUUCCAGGCACAAACCAACGGUACCACCUACAUAUACGACUUUCCUGAAAUGUUUAGACAGGCUCUGCUCUCGUUAUGGAGGGAGACCCAGCUGAGGUCGUCCAGCACGUUCAACCUUCCAAGCACUGUACUCUCCACUGUUGAGUUGGUCCUCGACAACACUGAACAACUGGUCCAGAUGAACAGACUGCCAGGAGAAAAUAAUAUUGGCAUGGUUGCUUGGAAGAUGAACCUGAUGACCCCUGAGUUCCCUGAAGGUCGUGACGUCAUCGUCAUCGGGAAUGACAUCACCUUCCAGAUUGGAUCGUUCGGUCCUAAGGAGGAUGUAUUGUUUCAGAAAGCUAUGCAGCUGGCCCGCCAACUGAAAGUUCCGUGCAUCUACUUGUCUGCAAAUUCUGGUGCUCGCAUCGGAUUGGCUGAGGAGAUCAAACAUCUAUUCCACGUUGCCUGGAUCGAUGCUGAUGAUCCAGAUAAGGGCUUCAAUUAUUUGUAUCUGACGCCUGAUGAGUACAAGAAGGUAAGUUCGAAGAACUCCAUACAGGCAGAACUCAUUGAAGACAAGGGAGAGACUAGGUACAAGAUAACCACUGUUAUCGGUCAGGACGACGGCAUAGGUGUGGAAUGUUUGAUGGGGUCAGGGAUGAUAGCAGGUGAGAUGUCGGCAGCAUUCAGCGAAAUCAUCACCAUGAGUCUGGUGUCCUGUCGGGCGGUCGGUAUUGGAGCCUACCUGGUCAGGCUGGGUCACAGGGUCGUACAGGUGGAAAACUCGCACAUCAUUCUCACAGGCGCUGGUGCCCUCAAUAAGGUUCUUGGACGAGAAGUGUACACGAGUAACAAUCAGAUCGGAGGCAUACAGAUCAUGUACAACAACGGAGUUUCACACGCUGUAUCUUCUGAUGAUUACAAUGGCGUACUCACCAUGCUCAAGUGGCUCUCCUACAUGCCUAAGUAUAAGGAUGGUCCAUCGGCCACCGUUGAGCCUACAGACCCAGUAGAUCGGAUUAUUGAAUUCACUCCAACAAAGGCGCCAUAUGAUCCGAGAUUCAUGUUGGAUGGCAGACCGCAUCCAGAAAAUCUGGAAGAAUGGCAGUCUGGAUUUUUUGAUAAGGGUUCUUGGAUGGAAAUCAUGGCACCUUGGGCACAAACGGUCAUCUGCGGUAGAGCCAGAUUGGGAGGCAUUCCGGUUGGUGUGAUCGUGACGGAAACGAGGACUAUCGAGAUGACCAUUCCUGCUGAUCCUGCUAAUCUAGAUUCCGAAGUCAAGGUGAUCCCACAAGCAGGUCAGGUCUGGUUUCCAGACUCUUCUUACAAAACUGCACAGGCCAUCACAUACUUCCACAGGGAACAACUUCCUCUCAUCAUCUUUGCCAACUGGAGAGGAUUUUCUGGCGGAAUGAAAGACAUGUUCGAUCAAAUAUUGAAAUUUGGAUCAUAUAUUGUCGAUGGCCUACGUGAGUACAGCCAGCCGAUCAUCAUCUACAUCCCUCCCAAUGCGGAGUUGAGGGGGGGAGCCUGGGCCGUCCUUGACACCAAGAUCAAUCCUGAGUACAUUGAGAUGUACGCGGACAAAGAGGGCAGAGGUGGAAUCUUGGAAGCAGAAGGUACUGUUGAAAUAAAAUUCCGCAUGAAAGACCUGAUGAAGAUGAUGCACCGACUUGAUCCGCUCUGCAGACAACUAAAAGAUAAACUUUCCAUGGAAAUUCCUCCGCCGGAAAAGACGAAACUGGAGAAGCAAUUGAUGGACCGGGAAUCCCAGCUGACUCCCAUGUACCACCAGGUGGCGGUUAUGUUUGCUGACUUGCACGACACUGCCGCCAGGAUGCACGAGAAGGGAUGCAUUCACGAUGUUUUAGUGUGGAAGCACUGUCGCAAGUUUCUGUACUGGAGACUGAGGAGGUUGUUGAUGGAGGAGACAGUGAAGAAGAAGAUCAGGCAGAUUAAUCCUGAAUUGAAGGGUGGUCAGAUCAAAUCCAUGCUGAGUAGGUGGUUCGUUGAAUCAAAGGGAACAGUUAUGGCACACCUGUGGGAUGAUAACAAGGCGGUCGUUGAAUGGCUGACUGAGCAGAUGGAUCCCAUAAAUGUAGAACAGUCGAUUGUCAGUGAGAACAUCCGAAGUUUUAAGAGGGACAAAUUAAUUGAACAGAUCAGAAGUCUCGUAAGCGAGAGUCCAGAGUUGACGAUGGAAUGUUUCUCGUACCUCGUCCAAGAUCUGACCAUCACACAGAGGACAGACGUCGCUAACAUGCUCUCCAAAGCAAAUCAAAACAUUCCAUCCAACAAAAGAACUUGA
This is a messenger RNA of Helobdella robusta, 6381 nucleotides long. RefSeq lists its product as hypothetical. Gene Ontology annotation, molecular function: ATP binding; acetyl-CoA carboxylase activity; metal ion binding. Lineage: Eukaryota; Metazoa; Annelida; Clitellata; Rhynchobdellida; Glossiphoniidae. The annotation marks the transcript as partial. The record is from RefSeq and is a predicted model, not a curated record. The transcript is spliced from 45 exons. Gene Ontology annotation, biological process: fatty acid biosynthetic process.